Miscanthus lutarioriparius is the source of this 780-nucleotide messenger RNA. The record is from the annotation of a GenBank genome assembly. Lineage: Eukaryota; Viridiplantae; Streptophyta; Magnoliopsida; Poales; Poaceae.
AUGCUGCGCCGCCUCGCCGCCGUCGCCCCGCGGGCCUUCUACUCCUCCUCACCACACGCCCCGCCGCUGGCGGCGUCGGGAUACACCCCGCGCCGCGAGUACGGCCUGGUGCCCAUGGUGAUCGAGCACACCUCACGCGGGGAGCGCGCCUACGACAUCUUCUCGCGCCUGCUCAAGGAGCGCAUCGUCUGCAUCCACGGCCCCAUCACCGACGACACGGCGUCCCUCGUCGUCGCCCAGCUGCUCUUCCUCGAGUCCGAGAACCCCGCCAAGCCCGUCCACCUCUACAUCAACUCCCCGGGGGGCGUCGUCACGGCGGGCCUCGCCAUCUACGACACCAUGCAGUACAUCCGCUCCCCCGUCACCACGCUCUGCAUCGGCCAGGCCGCCUCCAUGGCGUCGCUGCUCCUGGCCGCGGGGGCGAGCGGGGAGAGGCGGGCGCUGCCGAACGCGCGGGUCAUGAUCCACCAGCCCUCCGGUGGCGCGUCGGGGCAGGCCUCGGACAUCGCCAUCCACGCCAAGGAGAUCCUCAAGGUGCGCGACCGGCUCAACAAGAUCUACGCCAAGCACACGGGCCAGGCCAUCGACCGCAUCGAGCAGUGUAUGGAGAGGGACAUGUUCAUGGACCCGGAGGAGGCACAUGAUUGGGGGCUCAUCGACGAGGUCAUUGAGCACCGCCCUGUCUCUCUUGUGUCUGAUGCUGUUGGCAGUGAUUCGCCAAACCUCGGUGGCGGCGGAACUGGGGUGAAUAAAGGGACGGAUGAGCCAUCUUCAGCGUGA